AUGGACUCUUCAAACCCAACAGCCACCCAUGGCAUGUCCAUCAAUGUCUAUGGACAUGGUGACGCCGCCCUCGGCGACUCCCCAUCCCACAUGGGAAUUGCCGUGUAUGAGAUCGGCUCGACAACCUGCGAAAUGCAUCAUAUUCGCAACCCAAACGACACUGAUUUCAUCUAUGACCCGCGCACACAGCAUUUUGAAGAUCCAGUACUAAGAGGCCGUUGUGAGAUUGCCACCUUCUCCAAGGACCAAAAGGAGCGCGCAAUCCGUCUGUUUUCUGCUUUUGGUCAGGAUGAAUCGAAUAUCCCAGAGUUCGGAAUUGGCAACUGUCAAGACUGGGUGGCUGCGGCAGCGUUGAUGCUGGAACAGGCUGGCAUUCUCAAACAAGGGGAAGGGGCUUUCUGGAAAAGCAUGAUUAACUCGAGUGCCGACGAAAUGCGAGAUAGUUGUCUUCGAACCGGAAGAGGAUGGAUCGCGGGGCCCGAGUCGACAUUCGAAGGCGAGCCCGAUGCGCGGUUCAACGACAAGGCUACAGUGCAGGUUGGCAAGCUGGCGCAGAACCCUUUGUUUCAGGCACGAAUGCAGUCGCUGCUGGGUGGUCAGCAGCAGAGCCAGAAGUCAAACUCCCAGGAACCCCCGGAGCGACCUUUUUAUGUUUCGAGUCCGUUUUUUAGUCGCACGAACAUGGAAGGUUGA
Messenger RNA from Aspergillus melleus, 693 nucleotides. RefSeq lists its product as uncharacterized. The record is from RefSeq and is a predicted model, not a curated record. The transcript has a single exon. NCBI's taxonomy places the organism in Eukaryota, Fungi, Ascomycota, Eurotiomycetes, Eurotiales, Aspergillaceae. Bases 1 to 693 code for a protein of 230 amino acids.